Molecule: messenger RNA, 2750 nt
Organism: Peromyscus leucopus (white-footed mouse)
Lineage: Eukaryota; Metazoa; Chordata; Mammalia; Rodentia; Cricetidae
Gene: Tspyl5
Product: TSPY like 5
Exons: 2
Coding region: 92-1327 (411 amino acids)
Biological process (GO): nucleosome assembly
Cellular component (GO): chromatin; nucleus
Molecular function (GO): chromatin binding; histone binding
Source: RefSeq, a predicted model, not a curated record
CCUGCCGUGUUGACGUCACGGUUGCCAUGGAGAGGCCGGCUCGGUAGAGACCCUGGGCUGACGGAGCUUUGAAGCGGUGUCCGCCCGCACCAUGAGCGGCCGGAGUAGGGGUCGAAGGUCUUCCCGCGCCAAAGGCCGGGGCAAAGGCCGGGCCAGAGCCCGGGUCCGUGCCGCCGAGGACGAGGCCUGGCGCGACGCGAAGUCUCCCCAGGACCCGCAGCUGGAGGAGGACGCCGCGGCCGCGCAGGUGCAGGCCGACGCUGCUUCCGGAGGCUCGGAACCAGCCGAGCGCGGGGACGAUGCGGCCUGCCGCGUCCCGCUGGACUGCGGCCUGGCGAUGCGGGCUCGGGCUGCAGACGAGCGCGGGCUGGGGGCCACUGACCCAGCCCUGGAAUUGGCCGCAUCCCUCGCCGAGCGCCUGGCCACCGACACCGGCUUCGUUGGAACCGUGGGAGCCUUGGCGAGGCUGCGACACCGCACCCGCGUUGGAAAUCGGCGAGUUCCCGGGAGGAGGGCCCCAGACGCUCGGAGCGCCGCGGGGAGGAGACCUCAGGCCACAGUCAGUGGGAAGCCAAAGAUGGGCUCUGUGGGGCCAUGCUGCGGGGUCACUGUCCCAGGGGGGGAGGAAAGGAAGGUGGCAGAGAAGCAUGCUGGGUCAGGGUCCUUCGCGAUGAUAGGCAGCAUGGAUACCCUGGAGACGGUCCAGCUAAAGCUGGAGACCAUGAAUGCACAGGCCGACAGGGCCUAUCUCAGGCUCUCCCGCAAGUUCGGCCAGCUGCGCCUUCACCAUUUAGAGCGCAGGAACCUCCUUAUCGAGAGCAUCCCCGGCUUCUGGGGGAAAGCUUUUGAGAACCAUCCUCAGCUGUCAUCUUUUCUGAAUACCAAAGAUAAGGAGGUAUUGACCUACAUGAACAGACUGGAGGUGGAAGAGCUUGGCCUCGCUAGAUUGGGCCACAAAAUCAAGUUCUACUUUGCCCCAAACCCCUAUUUCCAAAAUAAGGUGCUCGUCAAGGAAUAUGGAUGUGGGCCCUCCGGUCAAGUGGUGUCUCGCUCAGCUCCAAUCCAGUGGCUCCCAGGUCAUGAUCUACAGUCUCUAAGCAAGGAAAGCCCAGAAAAUAAUGGUAGCUUCUUUGGGUGGUUUUCAAAUCACGGCUCUAUUGAGUCUGACAAGAUCCUUGAGAUAAUCAACGAGGACCUGUGGCCCAAUCCUCUGCAGUACUACCUGGUCGAUGAAGAAGCCCCUGGGGAGAAAGGCAAGGAAGAAAGGCCAGGCCCAGCAAAACAGCCCGUGGAGACGGCCGCACCUGGGGCGAAGCAGUCCAACUGAUGCUGCAUGGAUCUCCCCACUACCUCCUGAUGGACCUGUUAGGCUGCACGUGGGGCUGGUUGUCUGCCUUCUGUGGAUGCCAUCUUAUGUACACGGCAGCCGCUUUGGACUGAUCUUCAAGAAUGUGGAAUUGGUGAUCAUGUUCUUUGCUUCCCCAUGGCCUCACCUUGUCACAGUAGUGACACAUGUUGUGUGAUCUCACUCUCACUGCUUGCAUAUUAAGCACUAAGAUGUAUGCAGCUUUACACUAUCCAGUCCCUGUUAUUAGCUCUGGCCCUUCCCACCUGUCUUUCUGGUGGACAUUCCGAGUCAUCGUCCAGAUGGAUACUCAAGCUAUGUUACUUCGUGGCCAGUCAGCUGGGCUUCCUCUUCAUUUUAGCCAUGCAUGUUAUCAAUGGCAAGGUUUUCUGUUGCCUUCACAAAACGAAGCCAGUGCACAUGGCAUUGGCCAUCCGCCAGAUUUUAUUGUUCUGUGGGUCUGGGGACAACAACCAAGGCUCUUCCUGUUUUGUUUCCAGCUUCAGCCUAGGGUCCAGCAGACUACUGGGUGUGGAUGAGGUCAAGGGCAAACAGGAGUAACUUCUGUGUUCUUCACAUCUCUUCUUGCCUCUGGGCCAGUCUAUUAGUGAACCUUCAUCCAAGUCUGGCCAUGCCUGAUUGUAGUCAGUCUGUUGACUGUUGGCUCCAAUUGACUUGUUCAUGAAAGACCUCAAGAACCCGCCUAUGGACCCAGGCAUCCUCAGAAGUGCAUGAGCUACAAACCUACCCUCUACAGAUUUUAGGAACCCUCCUGGUGGGCCGCCUGGAGCAGUGGAGGUGGUUCUUGGACCCUGUGUGCCGUCUACCAUCAUCGGCCACGAGCAACCGAAUUUCAUCCGUAGCGCCUCUUCCUGCUGCAUUGUUUAUCAAAAGUCCAAGGUACUGUUGCCGAUGCAGUCAGAUGUACUUUGGGAGAUUGGGGCUCUUAUGUUGAUAGUUGUGGGGUACACUCUAAUGAUCACAGCAAGUCGACUUCUGUAUCAUUUUGUGUAAAUUAAUGAUUUCUCAGAAGUGGGCCUUAUAAAUGAGUCUUCAUAAUUGUGAAACUCAAGGAGUGAUGAUGAGGAUAUUCUACUCUCCCCCACAUCCACAAAAGAAGAGGCCAUUCUGCUAUAAAUCUGUCUAAGAUCCUGAUGUAAGAUACCUUUCACAAUAUCAGUCUUUUCUCCUGUGUUACAUAGAGACUUUUAUGGACUGUUAGGGUUGCUGUAUUCUGUGAAAAUAAUCUCUCCAACUUAAUCUUUCACUGGUUGUUGUAGUUGAUAUUUCAUACCCUGGUAAUAAUGCGAUUAUUUCCCUGUUACUAAGCAGCAUAAAUACUUGCAAGUGUGCAUGUUUGGUGGAAAAAUAAUAAUAAAAAUUCUUGUGUUGCUGUUUUGUUUCA